Molecule: messenger RNA, 939 nt
Organism: Portunus trituberculatus (swimming crab)
Lineage: Eukaryota; Metazoa; Arthropoda; Malacostraca; Decapoda; Portunidae
Product: eukaryotic translation initiation factor 3 subunit J-like
Exons: 7
Coding region: 53-787 (244 amino acids)
Cellular component (GO): cytoplasm; eukaryotic translation initiation factor 3 complex
Molecular function (GO): translation initiation factor activity
Source: RefSeq, a predicted model, not a curated record
UGUCAAGCACAAGAUCAAGAUACCACCACCAUCAUCAUCAUCAGCCACCAUCAUGUCGGACGUCUCGUGGGAUGACGAUGACUUCGAGCCCAAGAAGGCCACACCGGCGCUACCGUCCGACAAAUGGGAUGGGGAGGACGAGGACGAUGUGAAAGACAAUUGGGAUGACGAAGAGGAUAGGGCGCUGGCCGCCAACUCCACCGCCACCACCACCACCACCACCACACAAGUCAAGAAGAAAAAGAAGAAACUCGGUGACAUAAUAGCAGAGAAAGAGGCUAAGCAGCAGGAGGAGGUGGAGCGGAGGCGGAGGGAGCUGGAGGAGAGGGCGACCAAGAGCACACUGGAGGGCCAGCUGGCGGAGAAACUCAGACUACAGAAGGUGCAGGAGGAUGCCGACCUCCAGCUGGCCUCAGAGCUGGUUGGGGACUCCACCUCUUCCACGCAGGACGAUGACUGCCGCCUGCUGGAGGGCGUGGACCUGAGCACAGCGGAGGGCCUGUCUUCCCUGCGGCGCUCCCUGGUGGCCAAGAUCAGGGAAACAGACCGUCUGGAGAAGCGACCCGCGUAUAUAGCCUUCCUGGAGGACCUGGUGCGGGACCUCUGCCAGAACGUGGAGGUGGACGAGGUGAAGAAGGUGACUGGGGUGCUCAAUACUUUGUACAACGAGAAGAUGCGCGCCAACAAGCCCAAGAGUAAAAAGAAGCAGCUGGGCAAGGCUAAGCUCAACGUAGGAUCUGGCCCUCUGGUGGAUGACUUUGCCGCAGAAUAUGACGAUUUUAUAUAGUGCUGAGUGGUGUUAGUAGAUUAAUAUUGUUGCUCUUCCUCCUCCUCCUCCUCCUCCUCCUCCUCCUCCUCCUCCUCCUCCUCCUGUAACUCUUCUGCUACCUCUAAUGUGAUUCUUGUUCUUAUCUCUCUCUCUCUCUCUCUCUCUCUCUC